This is a messenger RNA of Papaver somniferum (opium poppy), 873 nucleotides long. RefSeq lists its product as uncharacterized. The transcript has a single exon. The coding region runs from base 1 to 873 and encodes 290 amino acids. NCBI's taxonomy places the organism in Eukaryota, Viridiplantae, Streptophyta, Magnoliopsida, Ranunculales, Papaveraceae. The record is from RefSeq and is a predicted model, not a curated record.
AUGAAUUUGGAAAACACUAUCGUUGAAGGAAACGACGAAUCCCUGGAGGAUCGUUCAAAAGCCAUGAUUUUCGUUCGUCGUCAUCGUGACGAGGCAUUGAAAUCCCAAUAUUUGACAGUGGAAGAUCCAUUCUCAUUGUGGUCUGACUUGAAAGAUCGCUAUGACCAUCAAAAAACCGUCAUACUCCCUCGAACUCGACAUGAGUGGAUGAACUUGCGUUUGCAAGAUUUUAAGACGGUUAGUGAGUAUAAUUCUGAACUUUUCUGGAUUGUUUCUCGUUUAAGAUUAUGUGGAGAAGUUGUAAAUGAAUAUGAUCUUUUGGAAAAUACUUGCUCAACUUUUCAUGCUUCAAAUGUUCUCUUGCAACAACAAUACCGCGAGCGGAGGUUUGAGAAAUACUCACAAUUAAUUUCUUGUCUUCUUGUGGCUGAGCAAAACAAUGAAUUAUUGAUGAGAAAUCAUCAGUCCCAUCUCACUGGUACUGUUGCAACACCUGAAGUGAAUGCCAGUUCAUCUCAUGGACGUGGGAAGGGCCAUUGGCAUGGUCCCAAGCGCCACAAUAACAAGAAGAAGGGUGGUCAUAAUGACGGCAAAAGGGGAAACAACAACAACCUCCCCCAGAAUAAGAGCAAAGGAAAUGGUUUACAAAACAAGCCUAAGGAAAACAAAGAGACUACUUGUUUCCGUUGUGGCAUGCAAGGACAUUGGCCCCACGUCUGUCGUACUGCCAAACAUCUGGUCGAUCUGUACCAGGCAUCUCUUAAGACACAAGGAAAUAAUGUCGAAAUGAAUUUUGUUAAUUUUGAGAAUGGGGAGACUACCCACUUCGACAUUUCAGAUUUCCUUCUCCAGGAGAAUAACAAUGAAUCUUGA